UCCAUCACUUCAUGGCGGCAAUGGUGGCCACCGAGAGGAGCAAAGUGCAGAGGCUUUAUGAUGCCUGUGCCAUCAUCUUCUCCUCUUCUCCGACGAAAGCUCUUCCAACUCUGUGGCAACUCAGAUGGCUCCAAACCAUUCUUGAUGCGAUGGAGCCGAUCGACGUCGGUAUCGAUGGAUCAGGAGAGGAGAGCAGCCAUGGACUCAUCUUAGGGCAAGCAGUUAGAGAGAUCACAUACGUACACAUUCAUGAAUGCCAAGACUUCUCUAUAGGAGUGUUUUGCUUCCCGGCCGGUGCAAGUCUACCUCUGCAUGAUCAUCCAAACAUGGUCGUCCUCACCAAAGUCCUGUAUGGAUCCAUUUCAGUGCAGUCCUACGACUGGGUCGACUCAUCAUCGAGCUCCAAUAGCCCUAGAAGAAGUGGAUUAGCAAGGACUGUGGAUGAUGGUUGCACCCUGCAAUCCUCGUCAAAGGUGUCAGUUUUGUUUCCAAAGGGUGGAGGCAACAUUCACUCGAUCACUGCCUUGUCUCCCUGUGCGAUCUUGGACGUCUUGGCUCCACCAUAUUCAGAGCAGCAAGGAAGGUCAUCGAGCUACUAUGUUAGCACCCCAGUACCUUCUCUUCCCGGUUUUUCGAUACUCGAGGAGACCGGAGUGCCGGACGAUCUCCAUGUCGUCGGAGCGACGUACCUUGGUCCCGAGCUCAGCUUCGACCUAAUUGAUACAGAGAGGGCAAAAGUUUCAACUCCAUGAUUCUUUAGCUAGACUUCAUUGUUUUCUUUGAGACUUUUGUGCUGAGCAUUUUGGAAAGAUAGUGUGUACAUUUAGAACUUUAUGCCAA
Molecule: messenger RNA, 840 nt
Organism: Zingiber officinale
Lineage: Eukaryota; Viridiplantae; Streptophyta; Magnoliopsida; Zingiberales; Zingiberaceae
Product: plant cysteine oxidase 3-like
Exons: 5
Coding region: 12-752 (246 amino acids)
Molecular function (GO): oxidoreductase activity, acting on single donors with incorporation of molecular oxygen, incorporation of two atoms of oxygen
Source: RefSeq, a predicted model, not a curated record